AGAGAGAGAGAGAGAGAGAGAGAGAGAGAGAGAGCAGGGACGAGCGAGGAACGAGGAGAACGGAUCCGGGAGUGCCGAGGCGCACAGACACACAGGAAUCAUGGAGAAAAGAUUACCGCUCAGGAGGACUUUGCCAUCUAACGGACUGCGACUUUUAAUAUCCCUCCUCACCUUAUACGGACUUACCGCAGGUGUGAGCAGUAACCAGGUAGUUGUUCCUGAAAAAGUGAAUGCAGUGCUGGGAAAGAACAUCACACUGGGCUGCCGAAUAGAAGUGGGUCCUAGCCUCAGCUUUACACAGAGCUCCUGGGAGCGUCGUCUUCCUUCAGGCACUAUUACCCUGGCGGUGUUCAAUCCCGAGUUUGGAACCUCAUAUUCUUUACAAUAUGAAAAACGCAUCUCAUUUGUUUCCCCUUCAAUACGAGAUGCCACCAUUACCCUUGAAGGAGUUGACUUUACGGAUAUCGGGUCCUACACCUGCAAAGUGGCUACAUUUCCUUUGGGCAAUACACAAGCAUCCACUUAUGUUAAUGUUUUAGUGGAGCCAAAAGUGUACGUGUCCGCAGGCCCCACAGCUCUGCUGGACGGUGGCAAUGAGUCACUGGUGGCCACCUGCAUUGCAGAGCGGGGUCUUCCUGAAGCCAAGGUCUUCUGGGAGACGGAGCUGCACGGGCGAUCAGAGAAGCAGAGUCAGAAUGAGGCAAACGGCAUCACCACCGUACGUGUGCACUACAUGUGGCAGCCACAGAGCUCCGCCCAGGGGAAGACACUCACCUGUGUGGUGAGACACCCAGCCCUGCAGACAGAGUUUCGCAUACCCUACAUGCUAAAUGUGCAGUUUGCACCAGCAGUAUCGAUCAUGGGAAUUUGCAAAAAUUGGUACGCUGGCCAAGCAAAUGUGAAAUUAACCUGUGAAGCCAAGGCCAACCCAGCUGCGCGUCAGUUCACAUGGACCAGGUUGGAUGGCUUGAUGCCUGAGGGUGUUGAGAUCUCAAACAAUAGCCUUGCUUUCACUCGCCCAUUGGAGCGCAAUGACUCUGGAGUCUAUCACUGCGAAGUGACGAAUGACAUUGGUACCAGCAGUCAGGUUGUGAACAUCUGGGUACAAGAUCCUCCCCCCACCACCGCAGCCCCCAGCACCACUGCCUCUGUCCUGCACGACACCCCUGGAACCGGCACUGCCGUGGACCAGCGGAGAUCCCCGUUCACCUCCCCCACCUUGGCGUCCUUACACGACAGCAGCCUGGGUACUAUAGUUGGUGGGGCAGUGGGAGGAGUUCUCUUCCUGAUCCUCUUGCUGAUCCUUGGCGGGGCUUGCUAUAUGCACCAACGGCGAACCUUCAGAGGGGACUACUACACCAAACAGUAUUUGGGACCCUCCGACAUGCAGAAGGAAUCUCAGCUGGACGUGCUGCAGCCGCAUGAGCUGCAAGAGGUGUACGGGGAGAAAACGAGCAAAGGCAGCCAGGAUCUGAAACCCAAAUUGGGUGGAGAUAUCAUUUACCCUGACUACACACCUGAGCGCAAAGACAGGGACGACUGGAUCGACAGGGGAGAUGCCAACAGGGGCUUCAAGGAGGGAAACUACUACCCAGAUCACUACAACAGCCAAAACAUGCACCCCUGCGGGCCUCCUGUGCACAGCCCCAUAGUCAACAACGGCUCCCCCUAUCUCCCGGAGGACUGCUAUGACAAUGGUACAGACAGCGACUAUGUCUCCCACAUGGACGGAUCUGUGAUUUCACGCAGGGAGUGGUAUGUUUGAAGAAACAAGCAAAUGAGGGGGGGGGAAAUGGACAGCUGACUGAGAAUAAUUUAACAAAUGACAGAUUUAAAUAUCAUUAAAAGCCGUGUCAUUUCAGUUAAAGGAUAAAGGAACAUUUCUCAGCUCAGUCUCACAAUGAGCUCUUUGAACAAUACUGCUCUGCCUUGAUUUUAACCACUUAAACCUUAAGGACAUGGACAUGGAUUGCGUUUCACUUUUGUGGCAUUUCAAGGAGCUGCAAAUAAGCUGGAGCGCCUCAGUGAUAUUAUCUGUGUAGGUUUAAGAGGCUUCAGCGUACAGUGACGUUUCAACUGAUGUGAAUGAGGUUUUUCGUUCUCGUGUUUGCUACCUGUCUUUGUCGCAGGUCACAUGUCGGGUGUUCAAACCCUUGUCGGUGAAGUAUUUAUUGCCCUGACUGACUCUGCUCCCAUUAAAUUCUGUGGCAUUAAAAAAAAAAGGAUCUCAUGAUUGCUUACAGCCUUUUCGUACAGGCGAGCUGUUUAUCAUGACCACGAUCAGUAUUUCUAGCAAAUUAUAUUGCAUGGUUUUGUUUUGUUUGGGUUUUUUUGUUUUCCAAAGUAUGUCUGUAAGUGAAAGGGAAAGUCAUGUGUUUAAAAGGGAGAAUUACACAGGCAUUGUACCAAAGGAAAAAAAGCUGACGUUACAUAGAGACACUGCCCCCAUGCACAGCUCUUCUGUGGCUUUUGUCAUUUCACUGCAUCUCCUGAAACUUUGUUAUACAAUGGAAAACCUGAGCGCAGUCACGCUUUGUGGAUAUAGUUUUACUUUCAGCUUCAAUUACUUAAUUUUGUUAUAUAGCUGUUGUUUGUAAAAUGUCAGACCUGGUUGAUUUGGAAACACCCAUGGAUUUGAUGUCACAGCAGCUAUGUACAAAGCAAAAGGGGCUACUAAACUGCUCAACUCAACACACCUGAUCUGAUCUGAUAAAACUGCUAAUGGAAAAAAAUCAGUCAUUGCUAUCUGCCAUGGUUUUUUGGAAGACAAUUUCUUUCAAUAUGAGACAGUAGAAAAUGUUUGACACUUUAGGCCCUUACAUUUAGGUUAGCGGCACAGUAAUAGCAGACUAAUUAAAAAACUAUAAUCAGUGAAUGUAGCUACUUUGAAUGGCUAAUCCAGAAAAAGUGCAGACCCUAAGUAGAAUUAAAACAUUUGCUUCGAUAUUAACUUUAUAUUACUCAGUGGAGAAAUGUGUUAAUUCAGUCACAUUCAUGCAGUGAAAAGCACAACUCUGUUAUUACAGUUGUGAGCAAACAUCAAAAGAAGCCACCCAGACCUUGGCCUUCCCCACUUAGCCAUGAUAACAGGCUGUGUUGCUGUCUUUUCCAUUUUCCCUCCUCACUAUCCUCGGAUUUCUGUCGGUAAGACCAACACCAAUAGGGUUUUUUUUUUUAAACUUCACUUCAAAGUAAUGUGUUAUAAAUACCAGAUGUGACUGUAACGGCUGUCAUCAUCUAACAUUACGCGGCUCCAUAAACCACCAACAGUUUCACUGCUCCCGCUCGACACUCUAGUGUCGUGAUUCAUUAUUGUAAAUAAGCAACAAAUGGAGAAGGAGUACUAAUAAACUGAUCCUUCAGUUUCAGAUUGGAUGUGUUUGUUUGAAGUGUGAUUAUUUGAGUAGCUUGGAAACGUCGUGAGCAGCUGACGUCACUACUGUACAGGCCCUAAUGCUGGGGUUUGGCUCCUCUGAGGAUACGCAGCGAUCAUGGAAACAGGAAACUUAAUCCACGAAUGAAAAAAUCAGAACCAUGUAGGUUAAAGCUGUCUCUGCAAUGGCUCCCCAAGGGAAAUAUAUAUAUAUAUUCUUUUUUUUUUCCUACAAACAACAAAAAAAUUGGAACAAACCCCAGCAAUAUUAAGUUCAAGCUAAAAAGUUGACAUCAUCAGUGAUCUCAUCUGUUCCUGCUUGAUUUGACCUCAGCCAUUUGUUUCCUCAGGAAUGAUACAUGGAUCAAAGUGACCUAUGCUAAGUCUCGCAUGAAUGGGAAAACGUAACCUUUUGGAAACGCCCCACUUUAGUCAGUUUGUGUGUUUGUAGCUAGAGAAAAGUCAGUGAAUAUGUAUUAAAGUCAGUUGAGGACAGGCGGUCAGGUGUAUUUAUUAUUGUGAGGUUUAAUAGAUUUUGGACACACUUAAAAAAACCAAAACCAUUUCUCCGCCCUUGAUUUCUCAUGCCAGAGCUUUGGUUGAAGGUUUAGAAGCUGAGAAUAAACUACUUUAAUCUCUUCAGCUCGCUCUCACUCUCAUCGCCAAAACACACGCACCCGCCCGCCACA
Molecule: messenger RNA, 4062 nt
Organism: Oreochromis niloticus (Nile tilapia)
Lineage: Eukaryota; Metazoa; Chordata; Actinopteri; Cichliformes; Cichlidae
Gene: nectin3a
Product: nectin cell adhesion molecule 3a
Exons: 6
Coding region: 101-1765 (554 amino acids)
Biological process (GO): homophilic cell-cell adhesion; heterophilic cell-cell adhesion
Cellular component (GO): apical junction complex; adherens junction
Source: RefSeq, a predicted model, not a curated record